This is a messenger RNA of Oncorhynchus tshawytscha (Chinook salmon), 1533 nucleotides long. RefSeq names its product succinate dehydrogenase [ubiquinone] iron-sulfur subunit, mitochondrial. Bases 51 to 902 code for a protein of 283 amino acids. The record is from RefSeq and is a predicted model, not a curated record. Gene Ontology annotation, molecular function: 2 iron, 2 sulfur cluster binding; electron transfer activity. The transcript is spliced from 8 exons. NCBI's taxonomy places the organism in Eukaryota, Metazoa, Chordata, Actinopteri, Salmoniformes, Salmonidae. Gene Ontology annotation, biological process: tricarboxylic acid cycle; respiratory electron transport chain; aerobic respiration. Gene Ontology annotation, cellular component: mitochondrial membrane.
CGCAGUGCAUUCAGGGACAGCAGAUACCAGAGAAACACAGAUUGCGCAAGAUGUCGGUCGUUUGUCUAUCGUCUUUGGGUCGCUGUAGUACGGUGGCAUUCCGUUCUUCCACUGGAAUGGUGGCGGUUCGGUACUCCCAGACAGCGGCGGCCACAGCACCCCAGCCCAGAGUCAAGAAGUUCCAGGUGUACCGCUGGGACCCAGACACGGUGGGGGAUAAGCCCCGCAUGCAGACCUUUGAGAUUGAUCUCAACACCUGUGGCCCCAUGGUAUUGGACGCCCUCAUCAAGAUAAAGAAUGAGAUGGACGGCACUCUGACCUUCCGUCGCUCCUGCAGAGAGGGUAUCUGUGGAUCCUGUGCAAUGAACAUCAAUGGAGGCAACACACUGGCCUGUCUGAACAAGAUUGACACCAACACCAGCAAGGCUACCAAGAUCUACCCUCUGCCACACAUGUAUGUGGUCAAAGAUCUGGUCCCUGACAUGAGUAAUUUCUAUGCUCAGUACAAGUCAAUCGAGCCCUACCUGAAGAAGAAGGAUGAGACAAAUGAGGGAAAGGAACAGUACCAUCAGACUGUGGAGGACAGACAAAAACUGGACGGGCUGUAUGAAUGUAUUCUGUGUGCGUGCUGCAGCACCAGCUGCCCCAGCUACUGGUGGAAUGGAGACAAGUACCUGGGACCUGCUGUCCUUAUGCAGGCCUACCGUUGGAUGAUCGACUCAAGAGACGAGUUCACAGAGGAGCGUCUCUCCAAGCUGCAGGAUCCUUUCUCUCUCUACCGCUGUCACACCAUCAUGAACUGCACUAAAACCUGCCCCAAGGGCCUGAACCCAGGGAAGGCGAUUGCAGAGAUUAAGAAGAUGAUGGCCACUUACAAGGAGAAGAAAUCAGCUGUUGCUUGAACUCUGGGGUCAUGACCCUUGACCCCCCGACCCUCCCUUUACAUUAAUCUACAAUUAAGAUGCCCUACCAGUGAGGUCUACUGGGCCUGCACACUUGUGAACUUCACCAACUCCACACUCCAGCACUACAUCUCUCGAGUCGAUCAUCCAACAGUAGGUCUGGGGCAGCAGGGUAGACUAGUGAGGUGUUGGGCUAGUAACCGAAAGGUUGCAAGUUCAAAUCCCAGCGCUGACAAGGUACAAUUCUGUUCUGCCCCUGAACAAGACAGUUAACUCACUGUCAUUGAAAAUAAGAAUUUGUUCUGAACUGACCUAGUUAAAUAAAGGUAUAAUAAAAAAAAUAAAAAAAUUGGACUCCAAGGGAACAGUUGGGAGAGAUGUGAGACAUGACCUGCUAACUUCACUAGAAUGAUGGUUCAUUCCCAUUGUUUGGUCUGGUGUGGGUGGGUUUGAGUUCAGAGGGUGAUGGAUUCACAGACAAGAAAUAUCUGUUGCUCAUCCAUCAUAACUAUAUACAGUUGAAGUCGGAAGUUAAUACACCUUAUACAUUUAAACUCCGUUUUCACAAUUCCUGACAUUUAAUCCUAGUAAAAAUUCCCUGUCUUUGGUUCAGUUAGGAUCACCACUUUAU